Messenger RNA from Pseudo-nitzschia multistriata, 1555 nucleotides. Lineage: Eukaryota; Bacillariophyta; Bacillariophyceae; Bacillariales; Bacillariaceae. The record is from the annotation of a GenBank genome assembly.
CAUCAUCGGUCAAUCCUCAUCAMAACUAUCACCAAUAAAACUUACUAAACGCAAGGGAAACCAUCAUGGUCCUGUCGUCUUACAAUGGCUCUAGUGUGUACUUGAGUGGGGAUCGCACCUAUCAUGACUCUUGGUGGAAUGAACGAUCACWUAUAGAGCAAGCCUUUGAAUGCGAUGAAGAUAAGACCGUACUACAUUUCAAGAACUUGGAUGUGACAGAAACAAUGGCGGAGCACGUAAUCGAACGGAUCCAAGACCAUCGCAAAAAAGAAGACUGGAUAAAGCUCAUUGUUAUGGAGUGUUCGGACAACGAAUACCUGGAUCACAUUGUCAACACCGCUCUGUCGCACAUUCGAUGCYUUGCAUUAGCUGACACGGACAUGAUCGGCCCAAAUUUGUUUCAAUGCAUAUCAAAUCAUUUGACGAUACCUGACAUUAACCCCGCCAUUUCUUCUGAAAAAAAUUUGGAACAAUUGGACUUACGGGAAAUCGAAAUUUCAUUCGAGCAAGCCUGCGUUCUUAGCGAAGGGAUUGCAAUGACAAAAUGCCUUCGAGAGUUGCGUUUUGGUACAGUUAGGCUUGAUCAGAGAGGUUUUCGAAAAUUGGCUGUGGGUCUCCGUGCCAAUGUGUCGAUCGAGGACCUUCAAUUGGUUCGUUGUCAACUUCAAGACAAGCAGAUAGCGAUGCUUGCUGAUGCCUUAUGUAACCACCCUGGAAUAAACAAGUURGAUCUCACUGGAAACUACUGCCGUCGUUUCGGGCUGAAAGCUUUAUCGAGACUUUUGUCUAUGGAACAUUGUAGAUUGCGCAUUUUGAAAUUGAAUGAUCAAUACUACAACAUGAUUCCUGACGGAGACAUAAACCAAUCGACACUCCACGUUGAGGACCUGCUGGAUGGAUUACAACGAAAUACUACAUUGCAGGAGCUUGAGCUCUCCCGAAACGAACUGUCUGAUGUAGACGCACUCCUGUCGAUUUUGUGGAAGUGCCCAAGACUCAAUUCCCUAGACUUGCUGGGAAAUCGUAUUUCUCAACUUGCAUCAUUGCGACGGUUUUGGUCCCAAUCCAGGCCGAGUCGGCUCCAGAAACUUGAGCUGUCGUAUAAUCCUUUCCACUACAGCCCCGCAAAAAAGAYGCAAGAGGAAAAUGCCAUGUGGCUCUGUCGCUUGCUCGAGUCUCAUCCCGAGCUCCGUUAUGCUGGCAAGAAAUCCUACCUCGACUCUUUUUGGAACAAAACUUGYCACCGGGCAAAGAUCCAGCACUUUCUGGACCUGAAUGGGACUGGCCGACACCUAGUCGCUAACAAUAAAAUGCCACUGGCCUUUUGGCCUUUCGUUUUGGAGCGAGCAAACAAACAAUUUGAGGGAUCCCGGCAAGCGAAUGUCAUUUUUCAUUUACUGCAUGGCCCCGUAACGACUUCUCGRGAAGACCAACCAGUGGUAGAUUGAUGGGAUAGACUUAUUACAGAGCUCUUUGGAUUCUUGCUAACUUACAGCGCACGACUCGCGGGUAUUGCGGGUUCGAUUUGAGAGGCAUAGUUUACACGUUACACCAU